Messenger RNA from Triticum dicoccoides, 1200 nucleotides. RefSeq names its product putative protein TPRXL. The transcript is spliced from 2 exons. The record is from RefSeq and is a predicted model, not a curated record. Bases 108 to 1046 code for a protein of 312 amino acids. NCBI's taxonomy places the organism in Eukaryota, Viridiplantae, Streptophyta, Magnoliopsida, Poales, Poaceae.
UGUCCCAUCCAUCAAAUCCCCAUGCCGCCGCCACCUUCUCCAUCUUCCUCGUUUUCCCCACCGAGCCAAUCUCCAGCCAGAUCCAUUCAGCCCACGAGCUCUCUCACAUGGCGCCCUUGUGCACCGGGCUCUUCAUCAACCCCGCCGGUGCAGCGACGCCGUGCCUGAGCCCCGCUGCCUCCUCUGCUUCCCGAGUGCCACCACAGAACCAGAUUCAGGUCCCCUGCCUCGUCCCCUUGCACCACCAGCCAAGCUCUCCUCAUCGCCAGAGCCCCUCGAUCCCGAGCUUCUCGGCCUCGUCCCCUCGCGCCGCUGCCGCCGGCAACCAACGCCUCCAGGCCGUGCCCUGCUCCCUUCCUUCCCGCGCCGCUCUCUCGAAAUCUCUCAUCUCUCUCGCCUCACCCUCCCUGUAUCCUCACAGGAACAAGUGGGAGAUGCCAUGGCCGCCUGCGGAAGCUCCGUCAUCGUCGGGAUCAAGUUCCUCCGGCCUCGGCCUCGGAUCCGACGUCUCCAACGGUCCAGCCUCCCUGCUGCCUUGCUCGCCCGCGCCAAGACCUCGCCUCACGCUCCACCUCACGGCCUCGCCGACGCUGCCGGACUUCGCCGGAGUCAACCGGCCGUCCAAGCCCGUCUCGGCCAGGUCCGUCGUCCUGGAGUCCCGCGCUGUCGCCUCCUCUGCAUCAAGUGGGAGGACGUGCCUUCUCUGCGCCCGAGCUUCCCCUGACCUGAGGCCGUCGUCCUCGACCGCACGGAGCCCCGAUCCGCACCGCCCCUUGCUGGAUUUGGACCCCGGCGCCUCCCCGCGCUCCGUUCCGCCCGUUCCGGCCGGUUCCCGCCGACCCCGUCGCCAGGGCCCCUGCCGUCUUCUCCUCCAUUGCCAUGCUCCUGCUGCUUUUGUUUCUUCAGAACGAGAGCAGCAGCGGCUCACCCGGGUCAGCGUUCUCGAGCCCGUUGACCGCGCCUCCAGCGCCUGGGCCAGCGCCUCCCCAAGGCCCAGUGCCCCUUCCAGCCUCCCUCUCCACCGACCGGCUCAAGGCCCAGGGUGAGCAGCCCCCCUGGCCUCUCCAUUGUUGGGCCUGCUCCAGUUUCAGUUUUGGCCCAUGUAGGUUUUUUUUUCAGAUCUGCGAUUUUAGCAAUUAUCCAGUGUAUUACAGUUUUGCAGAAAACCCCUCAUAUAUCAUACAUUUAAUAACUCAUAAA